Messenger RNA from Coprinopsis cinerea okayama7#130, 761 nucleotides. RefSeq names its product het-c2 protein. Gene Ontology annotation, cellular component: membrane; cytosol; cytoplasm. Gene Ontology annotation, biological process: intermembrane lipid transfer; ceramide transport. The record is from RefSeq and is a predicted model, not a curated record. The transcript is spliced from 5 exons. Bases 29 to 643 code for a protein of 204 amino acids. Lineage: Eukaryota; Fungi; Basidiomycota; Agaricomycetes; Agaricales; Psathyrellaceae. Gene Ontology annotation, molecular function: ceramide 1-phosphate transfer activity; ceramide 1-phosphate binding.
CAACAACUCCCAUUCAGAAUCGUACCAAAUGGCCCCUUAUCUGGAUACCGUCAAGUCGUUUGCCGAUGUACCUGUGACCGACGCUGGCGUCGACACCGUAGCUUUCUUGGAGGCAUCGGAAGGCUUGGUCGGAUUGUUUGAUCUCUUCGGAAGUGCAGCAUUUGCAGUCGUUCAGAAUGACUUGAAGGGCAACAUCGCCAAAGUCCGUGCUCGAUAUGAGGCCACACCCACGCAGUCUGCGACCCUGGAACAACUAGUUGAGAACGAGAAGGGAGAGAAGAAGCGCGUCGCAACGGAAGGUCUCAUGUGGUUGCUCCGGGGCCUCGCCUUUACUUGCCAGGCACUGCUCAUCGUGCAGGCUGAUGCUAGCAAAGAGCUCGCCGACGCCUUCAACGAGUCGUACAAGGGCACUUUGUCCAAGUUCCACAACUUCAUCGUCAAGGGGGUCUUCUCGGUGGCAAUGAAAGCUUGCCCCUAUAAGAAAGACUUCUUCACCAAACUCGCUGCCGACCCCGCCGGUGGUCCACCUGUAGAACAGGCAAAGCUCAACGAAGAGCUGAACAAAUGGUUGGCCGCCCUCGAUCAGAUCGUAAAGCGCAUGGAAGCGUUCUACGAGAAAGGCGGACACAACAAGGGAUUCUGAUCACUCACAUAACGACAUUUCACGAAAUCUAGCACUGAAUUCUAAACUGUAUAUCUAGGGUCUCCAGCUGUUCAGAGAAGCAUGUCAUUAACUCGAUGAUUGAUUUGUUGAAACGUGA